ACUUUCUGUGCGCUGGUUAUGGGGACACAGGGAGCGCUAAACGCACAGAGCCUGGCUAGUGAGACUGGCCCGGGCAGGGCGGGAGAGAAAUUGUUUCUUAUUAAAGGUGGGAUUUUCCUCGGCAUGGUUGCAACUGCAGGAAUGCUUGCUGGUUUUGGCACAACACUGUCUCUUGCAAAAAAGAGGAGUCCAAAUUGGUUUAAUAAGGGUGUCGCUGCAACAGCUACGUUGCCAGAAAGUGGCUCUUCACUUGCUCUGCGAGCUUUGGGAUGGGGGUCUCUUUAUGCUUGGUGCGGUGUGGGAUUAAUCAGUUUUGCAGUAUGGAAAGCACUUGGAGUGCACAGUCUUAAAGAAUUCAGAGAGAAAAUGCAAAGCAUAUUUCCAUCUGUGUCUAAAGGCCCAGAGCAGGCUACUUCUGACUUUAGCUUUGAAGAUAUUUUGAAAUCCAAGUGAUUCCUGCAACUCCUGGAACGCUAACCCCAAAGAGGACUUUGCUUCAUCUGUAACAAAGUGUCAGAGAAUGAAUGGUACAGAGGAGGCAAAUGUUGUGUCUUGUCAGAUACAGAAUUUGGAAUAUGCACCUAUAUUAGGUAACUGUUGUCUCUUAGCAUCAAGGCGUCUGCUAUAACUUGGUUUCUGUUUUCUAAAUACGGCAUUUCUAUUUUGGGUCUAAUAAAUAUAUAUAUAAUUUUUUUUUUUUUUUUAUUAAAACCCAAUAUAAAAAAGUACAUUAUACAUUUUAAUUUUGCUUGUGUUCUGCUUCCAAUAAGAACUGUAUAAAUGGUACAAUAGUAUGAAAAUAUGUA
Xenopus tropicalis (tropical clawed frog) is the source of this 806-nucleotide messenger RNA. It is a transcript of the gene tmem242, whose product is annotated as transmembrane protein 242. Lineage: Eukaryota; Metazoa; Chordata; Amphibia; Anura; Pipidae. The record is from RefSeq and is marked provisional. Gene Ontology annotation, cellular component: mitochondrial inner membrane.